Molecule: messenger RNA, 207 nt
Organism: Gloeophyllum trabeum ATCC 11539
Lineage: Eukaryota; Fungi; Basidiomycota; Agaricomycetes; Gloeophyllales; Gloeophyllaceae
Exons: 2
Source: RefSeq, a predicted model, not a curated record
UUGUAUGGUGUGACAACAACACAGACAUUCCUAUACUAUCAGAACUAUACAAAAGAUAGCUGGCCACUGAAAACUAUGGGGCACAUCCUCAUCUGCUCAUUCAGGAUUUUUGAGACACUGCAUAUGGCAUUCUGUAUUGACUUCAUAUACAACUAUGUUAUCACGGAUUUUGGCAAGGUUGAAGCCCUCAAUGAAAUCUACUGGUAG